CGCCAGCAUCCCAGACGGAAGCGCCGUGUUUAUCACCCCCCUCCACAGUUCUGGGAUAAACUCACUAAGCUGUGGUUGACCAAGAGCGCUUUGAGAGAAAACAACCGACGAAUUCUAUCUCUAUCCUCAAGCCGGACUUUCUUUGCCAAAUUCUACAUCUUUGCCCCUGACUUUUUGCGUAGUUGCCCCGCUACUUGUUUACAAGAGAUCAGAAGACUUUCCCGCUGCGGAGGUCCGGAUCUAUCGGAUCUUAGGCAUCAUCCCCUACCUCCCGACUUUCAUCAAGACUCUGUAGUUCCUACCAGCUCAGACUCAAGACGCCCCAACACAAUAUCCACUCAGACUUUGAUUGGAAACACCACAGUCUAUGACCCGCACUUCGAGGAUCAUCUACUCCAAAAUGGUAUCUUUAUGCCAUUAUCCAGAUAUCCAGAUGGUAGCAGACCAUCAAAACCGAAGAACCUUGCGCACAUUAGAAGAAGAAUACAGGCCCCUCGCCCCUCGUCAGCACUCCCCGAAAGCACGACUCUCGAUCAGGAGUACGAGGAUUUCCUCGAACUCAAUCACGAUGCUGCUGACGAGCAGGCUGUCAUUACAGAGGUCUUGCCGGUUCUCGAGGGCAAGCACCGGGCUCGUUCCCAGGUUGCGGGCGGGCACCCAUUCAAGAACCUGGCCCCCUUGACCGACGGCACGCUCGCCAGUGCGAAGCCUGAUCUAUACCACGGCGCACGACCCAAUCGGCUCGCGCCCGCCAUCCGGAAGCAGCUGCACAAACAGAUUCGCCCGUCAAGUCAGACGGAUCGUCCAGUGGCCCCGAACUUCUUCAUCGAGGCCAAGGGCCGUCAUGGAACGGCCCGGGCAGCCACGCGCCAGGCGUGCUAUGAUGGUGCGCUGGGAGCGCGCGCCAUGCAUUCCCUCCGGCUAUUCGGGGGUGUGGGCGACAGCGGAUAUGACGACAAGGCCUACACUAUCAUGUCGACAUAUCGUGCUGGAACCCUGAGGAUCUACGCGACUCACCCGACCAGGUCUAGCAGCCCCGACCGUCUCACUGACUAUGUGAUGACACAGAUCGGACGUUACUCGCUGAUCGGCAGUCCCGAAUCCUAUCGGCAAGGGCGGGACGCCUGCCGAAAUAGUAGAGACCUGGCUAAAGAUUACAGGAACGAGAUCAUCCGGCAAGCAAACGAACAAUAUGCGAGG
Messenger RNA from Aspergillus aculeatinus CBS 121060, 1200 nucleotides. RefSeq lists its product as uncharacterized. The transcript is spliced from 2 exons. The annotation marks the transcript as partial. The record is from RefSeq and is a predicted model, not a curated record. Lineage: Eukaryota; Fungi; Ascomycota; Eurotiomycetes; Eurotiales; Aspergillaceae.